UUAUGAACCCGCCCCGGAUGUGACGCCACGUUCGGCAGCAGCUAUGCAUUGUGGGUAAAGUUGAGUAAACUGCUAACAACAACAGCUAACGUUAAUGAUUUAAGUUAACCGUUAUCAGUCGAGCAAACGCUGACAGUUUGAAAGAAACCCCGAGCGGUGUUAAUCAUAUUAUAAGUAAUGCCACUCAUGGUAACAGCGUUGACUAUGAGCAGCAGGUUCAGAGCCGCAGAGGAGACUGGUUCCGUGUAAUGACGACCCGGACUCAACGAUGCUCAGCAGGAAACGGAGCGUCGCGUGGGACUUCUUCGAAACCGUCGACUCUGAGACGGUCCGGUGUCUGCUCUGCUCGAACAACAUGAUCAGAUACGAGCAGGGCAGCACUACCAACAUGCUGAGACAUCUACGAGCCAAACACCCCGCCGAGGUGAAGGGGAUGAGGGGUCGUGUGGCUGAAACUGCCCCCAUUAACUGUCAUGAAGACAUGGAGACGGACAGUGAUCACUUCUGCUCCGUGGAAGUGGCCCUGGAGGACGGAGACUCUGACACGCCUACCACGGGGAAUGAUGCUGACUUAAACUCUGCUAUUAAAGGCAUCCUGGAAGCUGCACAAAAAGGUCCAGCGGAACAAAUAACACGUGAAGAGGCGGCUGAUGACCGCCGUGUAAGACGUAGACGGAGCUUGAUUUGGAGGCACUACAAGCGGUUGGACAGUCUGGCAGCUGCUCUUUGCUGCAUUUGCAUGCAGAAGCUACAGUGCUUUGAAGGCAGCAGCACCAGCAACCUGCGUCGGCACAUGUCAACGAAACACCCGAAGGUGUUCUCUCAGCUAGUGGCCGAUGAGAAGAACUCGGCACUGGGGUCACACACUAAAGGUGGCACAGUGACACCACCAGAGACUGUUGUGAUGACAGAGAAGAGAUCAUUUCCAGUGGAAGUGGCACAGGAGGACAGAGACUCCCUUACCCCAGUGGAUCACGCUGACUUUGCUCCUAAUGGAAUCCUGGAAGCUGCCAAAGGAGGUCCAGCAGAACAAAUAACAUGUGAAGAGGCAACUGAUCACUGCCCUGUUAGACAUAAACGCACUUUGAUCUGGAGACACUACGAGCACUUGGACAGUUUGUCUGCAGCUCGUUGUCGGAUAUGCAUGAAGAAGUUACAAUACUUUGAAGGAGGCAGCACAGGACAGCUGCAUCAGCACUUGUCAAAGAGACACCCGGAGGUAUUUUCUCAGCUAGUGGCCAACGGGCUGAACCCACCACAGUCGUGUUCAUCAAAGGGCCCCAAAGCUAAUGGUGACACAUCGACACCACCAGCGACUGUUGGGGCGAUAGAGAAGAGAACAGUUUCAGGUGUGUUGAAAGUUUCACGAGCAUCUGAAGGAGAAAAGCGUCUCUUCAGGAGGGAGCAGGAGCUGAUAGAGUCCAUGAGGAGAGCGCAGAGGGAGGAGGCGCGGGCUCUGGAGCAUCAGAGGGAGCUGCUGGAGAAGCUGCGUGCAGUGAAUGCCAGGGAGGCAGCUGCAGAGAGGGAGCAAAUCGAGUCACUGAGGAAAGCACAGCAGGAGGAAGCCAAAGACUUGAACAAACAGAAAGAUGAGCUGCAGAAGGAGAGGGCAGAGCUGCGGAAGAAAUGGGAAGAGCUUCAGCAGGAAAGAGAGGAACUACUUUUGUUUACCAGUGAGCAGCAAGUUGAUUCUGUUACUACGUGACGAGACUGUCGUGUUAUCACCUGUUAUAGGUUUCCUGUAAAUGCUGUGACGCUUACUUUAAGACAUGAUAAUGUAAAAAUGUAAAUUCUCCUUCUAGUAAAAUUGGUUUUGCAAAAGA
This is a messenger RNA of Acanthopagrus latus (yellowfin seabream), 1823 nucleotides long. RefSeq lists its product as uncharacterized. Bases 269 to 1705 code for a protein of 478 amino acids. The transcript is spliced from 4 exons. The record is from RefSeq and is a predicted model, not a curated record. Gene Ontology annotation, molecular function: DNA binding. Lineage: Eukaryota; Metazoa; Chordata; Actinopteri; Spariformes; Sparidae.